Toxotes jaculatrix (banded archerfish) is the source of this 2373-nucleotide messenger RNA. It is a transcript of the gene kif3cb, whose product is annotated as kinesin family member 3Cb. Lineage: Eukaryota; Metazoa; Chordata; Actinopteri; Toxotidae. The transcript has 8 exons. Gene Ontology annotation, biological process: microtubule-based movement. Gene Ontology annotation, molecular function: microtubule binding; microtubule motor activity; ATP binding. Bases 1 to 2310 code for a protein of 769 amino acids. The record is from RefSeq and is a predicted model, not a curated record.
AUGUCUAAAACCAAAAACUGCGAGGCGGUCAGGGUGGUGGUCCGCUGCCGGCCAUUCAGCAGGAGUGAGAAGAUAGCGGAUUGCGAAAACAUUUUGGAGAUUGAUGACAAACUGGGGCAGAUCACCGUCAUUAACCCGAAGGCACCACCUGAUGAGCCGAUGAAAGUGUUCACGUUUGACUCUGUGUACGGCUGGGAUUCAAAACAAAGCGAAAUUUAUGAUGAUGCGGUGAGACCUCUCGUGGAGUCCGUGCUGCAAGGCUUCAAUGGGACCGUGUUCGCCUAUGGACAAACCGGGACAGGUAAAACACACACCAUGCAAGGGGGUUCAAACGACCCAGAGAGCAGAGGGGUUAUACCAAACUCAUUUCACCACAUUUUCACACAAAUAUCCAGAAGCCAGAAUCAGAAGUACCUGGUGAGGUCAUCAUACCUUGAGAUCUACCAGGAGGAGGUCAGAGACCUGCUGUGCAAAGAUAACAACAAGAAACUUCAGCUUAAGGAAAACCCAGACUUUGGAGUUUAUGUGAAAGAUUUGUCCUCAGUGGUGACAAAGAAUACCACCGAGAUCGAACAUGUGAUGAACAUAGGCAACCAGUCCAGGUCUGUGGGGUUCACUAACAUGAAUGAACGCAGCUCCCGGUCUCAUGCAAUUUUUGUCAUAACUGUGGAGUGCAGUGAAGUAGGGCCAGAUGGUGAGGACCACAUCCGUGUUGGGAAGCUGAACAUGGUCGACCUGGCAGGCAGCGAGCGCCAGAGGAAGACAGGCGCUAAAGGGAAGCAACUGAAGGAAGCAGCCAAAAUCAACCUGUCUCUCUCAGCACUGGGGAAUGUGAUUUCAGCUCUGGUGGAUGGGAAGAGCACCCACAUCCCAUACAGAGACUCCAAACUGACCCGCUUGCUCCAGGACUCACUGGGUGGCAAUGCAAAGACUGUCAUGAUAGCAACAGUGGGACCCUCGCACAAGAAUUUCGAUGAAUCCCUGGCCACGCUCAGGUAUGCCAGCAGAGCCAAGAACAUUAAGAACAAACCUCGGAUUAAUGAGGACCCCAAAGAUGCCCUGCUGAGGGAGUUUCAGGAGGAGAUUGCACGCUUGAAAGCCCAGCUGGAGGAGCAAGGGAUGCUUGCAAAGGAGAGGAGGAGGAGAAGGAACAGUAAAAGACUGAGUAAAAGUAUGGCUGGUAUGGACGAGGAGAUCCUUAAAGAGAGGGAUGCAGAGGUUUGGAAGGCUGUUCAGGAGGAAUCAGAUGUGAAAGAUUACAUGAAAGAGGGAGGUGACAUCCCCAAGAGCCUGACCUGCCAGGGAAGCUGUGAGAAGUUCAGGCCCCUGAGCGAACACAGAAAAAGUGUGGAGGACAUGCAGUGGGAUCAAGAUGCUUUGGAGAAGAUCAUAGAGAAAUAUAAGACUAUGGAGAGCAAACUGUUAAUUGGAGGAAAGACUGUAAUUGAUCACACCAAUGAACAACAAAAAAUGCUGGAGCUGAAGAGGCAAGAGAUUGCAGAACAGAUAAGACGAGAGAGGGAGAUCCAGCAGCAGAUGAUGCUGCAGGAUGAGGAGACUUUAGAAAUGAAAGAAACAUUCUCCUCCCUGCAGCAGGAGGUGGAACUAAAGACAAAGAAGCUGAAGAGGUUGUAUGCCAAACUACAGGUGGUGAAGGGGGAGAUGAAAGAUGUCAUUGAUGAACACAUCAUGACCAGACAGGAGCUUGAACAGACACAGAAUGAGCUAACCAGAGAACUCAAGUACAAAUAUCUCUUAAUUGAGAAUUUUAUACCUCCUGAGGAAAAGAACAAGAUUAUGAACAGGCUGCACUUUGACAGUGAGGAGGAUCAGUGGAGACUCCAACCGGUCAUUCCAUCGGAGAGUGCACCCACUCAGGUCAAGAGAAGGCCUCUCUCUGCUGUGGGAUACAAGAGGCCAAUCAGUCAAUAUGCACAGAUGGCUGUUGCCACAGCAACUGGGGCCCCAUCUAGAUACCAGGCUGAGAAUAUAAUGCUGUUGGAGUUAGAUAUGUCUCCACCAACCAUGUUCACCUUGAACCUUAAUGGAGCUCACCUGGAGAGGGCCUUCUCUCCAAGGCUGAUGCAGGAUCUUCUGGUGAAUGGUCCAAUUAGAGAGAGGACCACUGCAUCAUCACGGGUCAGGAAAUCCCAAUCCUGGUAUCAGGCUCCGCAAGCAGCAUCCGUCACAUCAUCAUCAUCCUCCACCACUCUGGCAUCAGGAUCUCAGAGCUUCUCUCCCUCUCAUAGGCAGAGACCAUCCUCUGCUGCCUAUCUUCCAGUGGGAGGUCCAGUUCAGACAAGCCCCUGAUAUGUGUCGAUAGACCCGUACUGUAGGACUGGCCUUAGUUCAAGGUGGCACCAAGUAGUCCAG